Messenger RNA from Symbiodinium natans, 2910 nucleotides. NCBI's taxonomy places the organism in Eukaryota, Dinophyceae, Suessiales, Symbiodiniaceae. The record is from the annotation of a GenBank genome assembly.
AUGGUGGCUCCUGGGAUCGCCACGGUCAACCGGAAUCUCUACGAGGUUCUGGGUGUGGCGAGGGACACGCCCUCAGAGCCUCAGAGCCUCUUCAGGUCUUCCUUGCUUGUCGAGACACUCAGACCGUCUCAGACGAUCUCAGACAAAUCUAAGGAUGCCAGCUUGCCCACCAUCCGUGCGGCCUACCGGAAGCUGGCAGUGCAGCUGCAUCCGGACAAAGGCCGACUGCCCAGAUGGUCUCAGAAACAGCCCCAGAAACGGUUUCCGAGAAAGGUUAUCUUGGUAGCUUGCAUCUGGCAAGGUGGUGACCGUGAAGAGUUUGCAGAGUUGCAAGCCGCGUACGUCAUCCUGUGCAAUGCGACUUCGGUGGCGCUGAGACAGCGUUACGACGAGACCGGCAAGACUGACGUCCGGAACGGGCAACGGGCUCGCAAUGCCGAAGAGGUGGUGUGCUGGAAGUGCGGCUCGCAGCUUCCGGAAAAUGCCAAGUUUUGUCAGGAGCUUUUCAGUCGUUUUCUCGAGAACUGGUGUGACCAGAAAAGCACGCCACUCAGCAAAACCACAGCUGACAUCCGAAUUGGCAGGAGUGCGGUGCGCCGCGGCAGGCGAGCCGUGCGGCUUCGCAGAGAUGCCGUGGACCCGGAAAGUUUGGGAGCCCCGACGCAGGCCCCUGCCGCGAAGCCGCAAGAAGCUACGUGCCGCAAGAAGGCCUGGGGGGCGCGGGGCAGCACACGGAUCAGGUCAGUUCCUGAGGAGUUUGAGCAGUCGGUGGCCCAUAUCACGGUGACGGAGAAGGAGGGCAAGCGGACACUGAAGUUGGUGGACACCUACCCUAUGAUCGAGAACUCCAGACUGAUAGAGGGUCAGGUGCUGGUGCAGAUGCGUGCCGUGCCGCUGACGAUGUCGGACCUCAACGCAGAGAACAGGUACAGUUGUGGCGACAUCUACGGGUGCCAAGGGAUCGGCCAAGUUCGAUUGGUGGGGCCGCGGGUGACGAACCUGAAGCCAGGGGACUGGGUUCUUCCGCUUCAUGACGUUGACGCGGAUGGAGACAUCGAUCUGGAUGCCUUGCCCCCGGGCACAGGGAGGGUGCUGGGCGUUUGGAAAGAGAGCAGGUGUGCGAAGCUGGAGUUUUCAGCAGAUUCGCCCCUGAGCAUCGCGACCAUGGCGCUGGCCAAGUCAAUCGGUGCUGCCUGCCUUCUCGUCCAGGAACACACCAACAAGCUGUCAGCUGGUAGCACCGUGAUCUUGAAUUGUGCAAACGGCUCCCUGGCAGCAAGGGUGCUGAUCCAGUUGAUGGUGGCAAAAGGCUUUACCGUCCUGGCCGUGGUGCGGAAGCACAGUGGGGAAGAGUGGAUCAAGCAGAAACUGGAAGGCCUAGGAGCCAAGCGCGUCUUUCUCAUGCAGGACAACAUUCGGGACAUCUUGGAGGAGGCAGGACAGGAUCUGCCUGCCUUGGCUUUGGAUGGUGCUGGCGGCGCAGCGACGAAUCAACUGGUGCAAGCACUCGCGAAAACGGGUGAUUUAGUCUGCUUCGGCGUGGCUGCGGGAGGAAGCCAACAGGCAGUGUCCCUGGCCACCGGCAAGAAGUGGAAAGGCAACAUGCUCCAGUUUAGCUUUGACGAGUGGCUAAACCGAGAUGUUGCAACCAAUAGCAAGAUUCUGAAUCGGAUGUUGUUGGAAGUGACGCAGAUGGUCAAAGACAAGAAGAUGCAGUUUAUAAUUAAAGAGUACACCACUCAGCGUUUCAACAUGGCCGUGCUGAACGCCAAGCAGAUCGGCAGGACACAUUGCGUGGUUCUGCAUCUACCGCGCGUAGAAGAGAUCACCAGACAACACGCAGGUGAUGAUGCAAUUGUGCUUCAGGAAACAAGCUUGCAAGAUGGCAAAAGGCUCCGGCGUAGCUGGGACUUGGACUUCUUGGAGUGGGAGGAUGCCGGUGCAGAGGAGGAGUACAACUGGCGAGUUGACAAGGAGAAGGGCCUGUUUAAGCUGCAUCCGGACGCAGCGGAUGGAGCCAUCGAAAGGUUUACCAGUGACACAUCCCCAACACCCAUUGCCCAGGAACUCGGGAGCAGUCCUGCCAAAGCGGAAGCAGUGCUGUUUUGGUUGCCUGGGAGGGGUGAGAUUCCACAAGAGCACGCUCACUGGCUGGAGAGACUCACUGUUGCCUACCGAGAAUUGAGGGUGGUCAUCCUGGAGCCACAUCAGCUCGAGCAAGACCUGAAGUGGCUCCUUGGCUUCGAGCGGUCCGACAACGAAGCAGUGCACCUCGGCAAAGCGGGUGAAUGUAGGAACGCUGUGUUGGAAGCCGCAGAGAGGUUGGUUGUUCUUGGCUUGAAGUUGCCUUGUGCACCUUUGUUCCCGACGUGCACCGGUGCGCCGGAGGCUGCAACCUUUGAGAUGCCGCUGCUGCCGGGCGAGAUCGAUGCCCUGCGGCAGGUCGAGUGCGCGGCGCUGGGUUUGAAGAGGCAGUUCUUUGCCAUUCUUCUUUGGCGGCUUUGGCCAGGGGGGCCCCUUUGCCGCAAGCGCUUUCUCUCCGAUGUUUCAGGAGUGGUGGCGCUCUACGCCGGCAUGUGCCUGAUGGAGAAGCCCAUCGAUGGCGUUGCUUUCUGCCAUAGCGGCGUUCCGGCAGCUUCCAUGCUCGGCAAGCGCCUGACUCCUCAAGUGAGGACCGCUACGCGAUUGCAUGCCAUCUACGACAAGGCCGACGAGGAAAUCCCAACCACAUUCCCCGACACAAUUCACCAGAUGCUCUCUCUGGCAAAGUGUAAAGUAAGCCUCUAUUGGCUUCAGAAUGGUGCUGGCCACGUGUUUCAGGAGGAAGCUGCGGAUGCAGUCAUCAAGUGUGCCCAUAUGUGGCUGGAAGAGCUCCGUUCCCGCCCAGAUGUUUUCCGGAACUUCCGGUAG